Molecule: messenger RNA, 3545 nt
Organism: Numida meleagris (helmeted guineafowl)
Lineage: Eukaryota; Metazoa; Chordata; Aves; Galliformes; Numididae
Gene: PRRG3
Product: proline rich and Gla domain 3
Exons: 5
Coding region: 1216-1812 (198 amino acids)
Cellular component (GO): extracellular region
Molecular function (GO): calcium ion binding
Source: RefSeq, a predicted model, not a curated record
CUGGGGGCGGAGCUUUCCCCUUCCUGACCGUCGGCGGGAGGGAGCGGCUGCGGUGGGGUGCGAGGCCGCCAUGAGGUAGGUGGGAGUCCCCCGCAACUGAGUGAGGCGGCAUGGCAAGUAAGUGUUCCCUGUUCUCCUCCAGCACCACUACCACCUCUACAUCUGCAGUGGGGGAAUGUUUUGCAGAUGCCUUACAAGCAAGAGGCACCUGUAUUUUCGGGGAGGGUUGGAUGCCUCUUAUCCCUUGACUCUUAUCCCUGAACAUGGUCUGAGGUCCAGCCUGCCUUGUGCCUCUCUCCGCUGUGCAAGGUGGGAGGUAUUGAAGGGCAAACCUCUCCAGGACUGCCUUUAUUUCUAUGAGGCUUGUUGCACAAAGCCUCCCUGAGGCUUUUUGGACUGACUGACUCCUUUACAGGCAUUGCUGGUCUGCACCAAGAUCUCCCAGCCAUGGUGCUCCCCAGAAAGGUGGCCCAUAAUUCAGACUGUGCUGUCCUGCAGCCCAUGUUGCCUGGGACGCUGUGACUCUCUGCUCCUGGCAGGAGCUUGUGAUGUAACACAGCCCUGCUGGAGCACGCUGCAUCUUGGUGUCUGAAAGAGUGAGUGCCCAGCACAUGUGGCAGUUUGGUGCCAGCAGCUGUGAGGACCGGCCUGGCAAAAGCUGGGCUGAGAACAAUGAGGGUGCAGGGUACAAAACAGCAUGUGGUCUGUGAAGGGCUGGACACAACCCUCUGUCCUCACUCAUCUGGGCAGCCUCCACAGAGGCUGCAUGCAGCAGUGCAGUGGGAACUCUAGGAGGACAGUGGUUGUGAACAGGAAGAUGCUAGUGAUCUGGCUGAUGUCUCGGGAUCUGCUGAGGGUGUCACCAGAGCCAGCUGUGAAGGCAGAGGCAGCAGCCAAGCUGGACAGGAGGAGGACUCCAGGCAUGACAGUGACAAGUUCAGCAAAGCAGGGUCAAGUGACUGGUAUCUGCAGGGAUGGAAAACUUUGCAAGUGAGAUCUGCAGCUAAGCUUUUUGCUCCAAGGUGUGCUGAGGAAGAUGGAAAGAGUCUCAGGCUCAAGUGCUGAGGAGGGGAGAGUUAAUAACGCAGCUUGAUCAAGGCAGGAAGCCAAGGAGUGUUCUUGGGGGCCAGGAAUGCCCACUCAAUCCUGAAGCGCUUUCCCCGAGCCAACGGCUUCCUGGAGGAGAUUCGGCAGGGCACCAUCGAGCGGGAGUGCAUGGAGGAGGUCUGCAGUUAUGAGGAGGUCAAGGAAGUGUUCGAGAACAAGGAGAAGACAAUGGAGUUCUGGAAGGGCUACACCAACUCUGUAUACUCUGUCAAGGACCCUGGGCACAGCACCGAGCGCUCAGACGCUAUGUAUGUGGUGGUGCCCCUCUUGGGAGUGGCUCUUCUGAUAGUCAUCGCCCUCUUCAUCAUCUGGAGGUGCCAGCUGCAAAAGGCCACCCGUCACCGCCCUUCCUACGCCCAGAACCGCUACCUGGCCAGCCGAACGGGACGCAGCCUACCCAGGGUCAUGGUGUACCGCGAGCGGUCACAAAGCCAAGGGGAAACUCAGUAUCAGCGAGAAGCAAGCAACCGGGGGGCUGGAGACAGCAGAGCAGGGGGCACCCCCCAGCAAGAUGGUACUCUCUGUCCACCAGAGCAUUCGGUCUCUGUCCUCUCCAGACUGUCCAGUGCCACCCCUCCACCUUCUUAUGAGGAGGUGACAGGGCACCCAGAGAGCAGCAGCGGUGAAGAGACCAGCAUCUCCUACAAUGACCCUCCACCAAAGUAUGAGGAGAUCGUGGCUGCUGCUCCCACUGCAGGCAAAUAGAGGGUCUGCCUCCCUUUUGCCUCUUCGCACACUCAUGCUCGUGCACCCACACCCCUUGCCAUCCCCAGAACCUUGUUCAGGUGGCAUUGAUCUCCCUGUCUCACUUGUACAAGCUGGUGCCAUCACACAAUAGCCUUACCUUCCUUACCAAAAAACAGCCGUCCCCAAGCAGGGUGAGGGUGGGAUGUGGGGAUGGCUCUGGGUUCGACCAGCCGUCCCCUUCUCCUUGCUCCCUGCUCACAUAAGUGCUGCAGCAGCCAGAGCAGAGCAGCAGCUUGUUCCUGGCUCAACACGGGGGCCUUCCCCAUGGUGCAUUUGAUUUCAUCACUUUCCCCUCAGACAUAACAUUUCCCAUGACUAAAACAGCCUCACUGCCUCCCUGGGGCUCAGCCUUACCCUGUGUGCACGCUGGCUCAUCGACCUGAGGCACGUGUGGGGCUGGUGUUGGAGUUGGUCCCUUCCGUACCCAAAUCAGCAGGGGCUGGUUUGUGAUGUGCUGAGACCCCAGUCCUCACUGUCUCCCAUUUGGUGCUUGGUGCUCUGAUGAGGAGGUGAGGUGGCAGGAGGGGUUCUCGUUUCUGUCCCCACGGUUUGUGACUGGGGAGAAAAUUCUUCCUUUGUGUGGAUUUGCUGCCUGGUGGGAUUGGGGAGCCCAGUCCCUCCUGCAGUGAUAUUUGUUGUUGGGAGAAAGGGGAGGAACUGGUCAAGGAGGUGCUUUGUGAUCUAGAGCCCUUUGGAAAGGGAGAAAGGUUUGUGGUGGUCUUGUACGUGAGGUAAGUUGCUUUGGAACCACCAAGAUGGCUGCAUGGCUUUAAGCAGUGGAGAUGUGCCUCCUUCCUGCAGGUUCCUGCCCCACCUGUCUGGUGCUCUCCCCAGAUGUGGGAUGCGGGCACAGGGAGUCUGCAGAUGUGCCAAACCUCCCUUCUGCCUUCCCCUAACCUCUCCGUCCUGGCCCUCUUCUCAGGGCUCUUGUCCUCCAGGCCCCUCUGGUGGGCAGAGCACAUGGCCACGGCCAUGGUGAGGAGGGCCUGCUGGCAGAGAUGGCUGCAGAGGCAAGCAGUGAUUGUGCCACCAACCAGGCCCUGGCAGCUGGGGAUGCUGGUGGGACGGGAGCAGAGCUGAGUCCUGCUCUUGGAGCCAGGGCAGAGCUGAGCACGUGCUUUGCCGUGGGACCAGCGUGUCCCCUUUUCCUAGGCAGCCACUUCUAGGGUCCAUGCGAUGGGGCUGUCCUUUCCCAGUCAUGUCUGGUGGGCUAUAAGGGGGUUCUCACCAGCCCCCAGGACCACCCCAGAACCUUGUAGCACUGCCCCCCUGUGGCAUUCACCCCAGCACCGGUCUCCACCAGCACCAUAAGGCUGUGGUGUAUCCGCAGGCUGCCCACGCCCCGCUGUCCUGCUCCGUCCCAGUGAUGCUCUCAGCCCGGAGCUGAGGUUUGCCCAGCAUAGCUGUCCCUGGGGCAGGGUACAAGCCCUUGGGGCCUGCAGCUGCCGGCACCUUGUCCGUCCCUUCCCAGGCCUUCACUCUGCCUUUCGGCCUUAGUAAAUGCGGGUGAUGGGACGACCUGGCACCGAGCUCGGGGGUCAGAGCUGGAAAAGACCGGAGGGAAUCAGAGGGCGCUCUUGGAUCCUCUGUCUUUGGUGCGCGGUCAUUACCUUUGCGGUUUGUAUUCUGUAAAACUUGGUAUAUUUCUGUGCAAAAAAAAAGGUAUUUAUUAAAAAACCCUCACUCUCUGA